AUGUCCGUUUCCUCGAAUGCCUCCUCCGCCUCCAUCAAGGACAGCGUGGACAGCCCUAGCAGCACCACCAACACGGACAGCUCCGAGCUGACGCACAUCCUCAAUCGGCGCCAGGAGAUCAUGGAGUCCCAGGAGGCGGGCAUCGAAGUGCGUCGCACCUACAAGGUGGUCAACGUCUACACCGACUUCCCCGAGUUCUCCCGUAACCAGAUCAAGGACUACCAGAAGACCUUCAAUACGUACGAUACAGCUCGUGAUGGUUUCUUGGACUUGCAGGAGCUUAAGUUCAUGAUGGAGAAGCUGGGCGCUCCGCAGACGCAUCUGGGACUCAAGCAGAUGAUUGCCGAGGUGGACGAGGAUAACGAUGGCAAGAUUUCAUUCCGGGAGUUCCUGCUGAUCUUCAGGAAGGCCCAAGCCGGUGAACUGGACUCCGAUUCUGGGUUGAAUCAGCUGGCCCGCCUCACCGAGGUCGACGUGGAGCAGGUGGGCGUAAGCGGAGCCAAGAACUUCUUUGAGGCGAAAAUUGAGCAACAGCUGCGUACGAACAAGUUCCACGACGAGAUUCGGGCGGAACAGGAGGAGCGCCGGCGCGAGGAUGAGGAGCGGGCCCAGCGACGUCAGCAGUUCCAGCAGCGGGCAGCGAUCUUCCAGUAGAGGAUUCAUGUUCCCCUUAGUCUAGCACGUAAUUAUCUGGCGUAGGUUAAUCGAAUGUGGAACCAAACCCGGGAGAAUAGAAUACGCUUCGUACAAGCAUUUUUCAAGCAUCACAUACACUAAUUAUAUUCAAACUUAUCGUCCCAUACAUAUAUAAACUCGAUUUGCUGGCAAAAACAUCUCGGAAAUUGAAUGUUAUCUUUGACAAACGAAAUUAUGUUUUGGCUCUUUGAAGUUCACAUAACAACUUAUCAAGUAUCCAAACAUAAUGUUCAAUUUCUAAAAUAUAUUUUUUUAAAACCAACCAAACUGAGCCACUCUAGCCACUCACAUAUGCAUACAUACGUACAUAAAUAACGAUCAUACCAAAAGCGUAUUUAUAGUUAAUCUAUAGUUAAGUUUUAAAUGUUUUAUAUUAAGAACUACUUUAUUGUUUGGUGUUGCGCAAAAUUUCUUUGUUAAAUUACGUUAAUCUUUCAUGGCUAUCCAUGUGUAUGCUUUUUAAUUUAUGAUUUUGUACUUUUAGUGCCAUUUUUAUGUUCUUCGUUUUAGUUGUGUUAAUAAAAUUGAUAAUUAUGUUAAGCAAA
Messenger RNA from Drosophila yakuba, 1241 nucleotides. It is a transcript of the gene Swip-1, whose product is annotated as EF-hand domain-containing protein D2 homolog. The coding region runs from base 1 to 654 and encodes 217 amino acids. The transcript has 2 exons. Gene Ontology annotation, molecular function: calcium ion binding. The record is from RefSeq and is a predicted model, not a curated record. NCBI's taxonomy places the organism in Eukaryota, Metazoa, Arthropoda, Insecta, Diptera, Drosophilidae.